Messenger RNA from Trichoplax adhaerens, 1290 nucleotides. RefSeq lists its product as uncharacterized. Lineage: Eukaryota; Metazoa; Placozoa; Uniplacotomia; Trichoplacea; Trichoplacidae. The transcript has 10 exons. The record is from RefSeq and is a predicted model, not a curated record. The coding region runs from base 1 to 1290 and encodes 429 amino acids.
AUGGAGGCGGACAUGAAAGAAGGUUUCCUAUGCCCAGAAUGUAAAAAAGAUUUAACUUCGGCAGAAUUAUUAUUACAACAUGUUACAUUAGAACAUGGCAAAACGAAGGGGAAAGUUCUGCCCGUAUUUAACGAGAUCUAUUAUGACGAUGAUCGCUUUUAUAAACAAGAAAUCGGUCUAAUCAAUCGUGUAACUGAAGAAUUUCGUCGCUUACGUAAUCAGUCUAUUGACCAUGGUUUUAUGGAAACGAAUAAAUUAGUUUUUCGCCUAGAAAAGUUACUAAAAUCGCUAAACGAGGUUAGCAAGGUGAAUCCACUUUAUCGUAAAGCUGCCGAGAAAAAAGUAGUGCCAUGGACACAAGAUGAUGAUGUAUCUGCUUGCCAAUGCUGUGAAUAUCUAGUUGAACCAACUGCCAGCUCUCGUGCUAGUAACAAUCAGAAAGAUGAUGAAAGCGAACCAUUUCGAGUUUGUCCAAACUGUAAUGUUCGUUUAUCAAGGUAUAUGCAACAUCUUAAGGAAAAAUUUGAAAGCCCUGUCAUUCUUGUAUAUUAUGAGAAAAUGAAAGAAAAUAUGGAUUCUAUUACAAAGGGUAUUCCAGAUUACGAAAAAAUGGCUAAAUCACUCAGUGCUGGAGGGAGUGAAUAUAGUUUAGAGGUCGCUGCCAAUCUUCGCGUUAAGUUACUCAAGUUAUUUGAACAAAUUGAUGGAAUAAGCAAAAAAAUCGCCGUUUUAGAUGUAGACAUGGCCGAUUCCGCUACAUUGUUUAACUCUGCUUCAGAAAAAUUGCGACGCGGUAUACGACAAUUCGCAACUAAGUUUUUACAAGAUAAAAUGUUAACAUUACCUGGAUUACCUACUGAAGAGGAAUUGAAUAAUCUACAACGGCAGCGAAAAGCAGUUAUUCAAAGAAAGAUUGAAUUAGAAAGAGCCGAAAAUUUAGUACGAGCAGAAUAUACAAAAAACCAGGCGUCGAUGUCUCCUGAUAGGGGAGAAUCUACAUCUAGAGUUGAAUUUUCUAAAAAUCAGCAUUCUGUUGCUGUCAAAUCAGAUAUUAAUACAAAUGAUAGUUUCCAACGAAGACGAGUUGCUUCCAAGAAUGACACCAACCAUGAUUGGGUUGUACGCGGAUCAAUUAGUGCUCCAUCGGAAGAUGUAAUUAAUGUCUGGGAAGAGCAAGCUAAAAACUUAAGAAAAUACAUUGAAAUAGCUAGAAGUGAAGGAAAAUAUGACGACGUUGCUUCAUUAGAACGCAAUUUAUCUGAAAUACAGGCCGAAAUCAUGAAUCAAUAA